Malassezia globosa CBS 7966 is the source of this 453-nucleotide messenger RNA. RefSeq lists its product as uncharacterized. Gene Ontology annotation, molecular function: 5'-3' exonuclease activity; DNA binding; 5'-flap endonuclease activity. The record is from RefSeq and is a predicted model, not a curated record. Gene Ontology annotation, cellular component: cytoplasm; nucleus. NCBI's taxonomy places the organism in Eukaryota, Fungi, Basidiomycota, Malasseziomycetes, Malasseziales, Malasseziaceae. The coding region runs from base 1 to 453 and encodes 150 amino acids. The transcript is spliced from 2 exons.
AUGGACACACUUACCUUUGGUGCACCGAUCCUGCUAAAAAACCUCACAGCCAGUGAGCAGAAAAAGCUUCCAGUGACAGAAGUUCAUCUUGGCAAGGCGCUUGAGGAACUCGAUAUGCCCAUGGAACAGUUUGUCGAUUUGUGUAUGCUAUUAGGGUGUGACUAUUUGGAUCCUGUGCGCGGUGUUGGCCCCAAAAAGGCGCUCAAGCUGAUCCAAGACCACAGGACACUCGAACGUAUUCUGGAGCAUCUGAAACAGGCUGACGAUGCAAAGAAGGCCAAGGCAAGUGACGCACAUGGGUCAGAUGAUGAUGAGGCUACGUCCAUCAAGAAACGGCCUGGUGGCAUCCAAGUUCCAGAUUUCUGGCCGUUUCAAGAGGCCCGCGAACUAUUCCUCACACCUGAAGUGCAGGAUGGGCAUACAGUACAAGUUUGUAUAGAAGAGAUUGGCUGA